AUGUCAUUGCAUAAACACCAUGAUGAUGAUGAUGAAGACGAUGGUGACGAUGAUGAUGAAGAAGAAGAUGAAGAAGAAGACGAUGAUGCUGAUGAUGCUGAUGAUGACAGAGAUGAUGAAAAAGAAGGAGAAGAGGAAGAAGAAAAACACCAUGAUGAUGAUGGAGACGAUGGUGACGAUGAUGAUGAAGAAGAAGAUGAAGAAGAAGAUGAAGAAGAAGAUGAAGAAGAAGAUGAAGAAGAAGAUGAUAAUGACGAUGAAGACAAUGAUGACAGAGAUGAUGAAGAAGAUAAAGAAAAGAAUAAUGAUGAUGAUGAAAAAGAUGAUGACGAAGUUGACAGAUAA
Helobdella robusta is the source of this 345-nucleotide messenger RNA. RefSeq lists its product as hypothetical. Bases 1 to 345 code for a protein of 114 amino acids. The transcript has a single exon. The record is from RefSeq and is a predicted model, not a curated record. NCBI's taxonomy places the organism in Eukaryota, Metazoa, Annelida, Clitellata, Rhynchobdellida, Glossiphoniidae.